Gaeumannomyces tritici R3-111a-1 is the source of this 4645-nucleotide messenger RNA. RefSeq names its product DNA mismatch repair protein msh6. The record is from RefSeq and is a predicted model, not a curated record. The coding region runs from base 234 to 3944 and encodes 1236 amino acids. The transcript is spliced from 2 exons. NCBI's taxonomy places the organism in Eukaryota, Fungi, Ascomycota, Sordariomycetes, Magnaporthales, Magnaporthaceae. Gene Ontology annotation, molecular function: mismatched DNA binding; ATP-dependent DNA damage sensor activity; ATP binding. Gene Ontology annotation, cellular component: nucleus; MutSalpha complex. Gene Ontology annotation, biological process: mismatch repair.
AGUAGCUUUAAUGGUCUAUUGAUCUGUGCUGUCGACCUGGAGAUGCUGCCUCGCCCACCACACCCACCCUACCUCUCCGACUCUCUACCUAGACAAGCACUUCGGAGCGUUUCUGGACCACAUUACAAGGCCCGUGACCACGGAUAAUAAGAAACCCUUUGUCCCAACAGAUCAAGCAACCUCUGUCUCCAUCACGUCCGUCUCUUCCCUCACAACAGCUAUCCCCAGCGACAAUGGGCUCCGGCGACGUCACUGCCCGCACUCCAGCAAAGGCCGGGGCUACCUCCAAGAAGCCUGCGGGCUCCGCUUCGACCGGCAAACAGGCUAGCAUCCUGGGCUUCUUCUCCAAGACCGCGACCCCCUCGUCGUCGACAAGGCUGCCCGCCCGUCCCGCAGAGCCGGCCUCGUCGCCAUGCCUCAAGGAGACCACAAAGUCCAACGCCAUGGCCCGGAGGCAGCGCCUCUCGGAGAAGGCAACCCCCGUCCCCGGCAGCGACGCCAUCGAGCCCCGCAGUCCCCAAGACGAGAACAGGGGCGCAUCGACGGUCAAGCGUGCCAUCAGCAACAUGGCCAUCGCCAGCAGCAGUCCCAUUAAAAAGGGGAGGAAGACGGUGAACUACGCCGAGUCCUCGGACGAUGACGACAAGGAUGUGUUCGCCGCCCUGAACUCUCGCCAGAGCCAGCGCCGCAGCCGUUCACGGCCCUCGGUCUUGCAACACGACAACGAUGACGAGGACGAUUUCAAUCCCGAGCCCGAGGCCGCUGGCACCGCCGACUACGACGAUGAAGCUAUGGAUGAUUUCAUCGUGUCGGACGACUCAGAUGCCCCCUCCAAAUCCAAGAAGCGGAAGCGGCCAAGCAGCAAAGCCGCACCACCGAGGAAGCGCAACGUCGCCUCGUCCUCGCCACCCCCAAGGGACAGGGUCAGGGAAGAGGCCGAAGAGGAGGACGAGGAGAUUGGUGACGACAUGCCGCGCACCUCGACCACGCAGCAAUGGCGCUACGACCCUGAAAAUCCUGCUCCCGCUCCCCAGCCAGGAGACAAGGCGCCUCGCAAGCCAGCCCCAAAGGCCGCAGCCUUCAAGCACAAGGACAGCAAGCCCCAUACCAAAAAGUCGGAGCAGGAUGAUCGCUAUGUCUGGCUUGCCAGUAUCCGUGACAUGGACGGAAACAAGCCCGAAGACGCGGAAUUCAACCCGGCCACCAUCUACAUCCCGCCCUCGGCCUGGAAGAACUUCUCGCCCUUCGAGAAACAGUACUGGGAGAUCAAGCAGAAGCUGUGGGACACGGUCGUCUUCUUCAAGAAGGGCAAGUUUUACGAGCUCUACGAGAACGACGCCACCAUCGGCCACCAGCUGUUCGAUCUCAAGCUCACAGACCGCGUCAACAUGCGCAUGGUUGGCGUCCCCGAGAGCUCGCUCGAGAUGUGGGUCAACCAGUUCGUGGCCAAGGGGUACAAGGUCGCCCGUGUCGACCAGAUGGAGUCGGCCCUGGGCAAGGAGAUGCGCGAGCGCGACGACCCGGGGGCCAAGAAGGCCAAGGGCGCCGCCAAGGCCGACAAGAUCAUCCGCCGCGAGCUGGCCUGCAUCCUCACGGGCGGCACCCUAGUCGAGGGCAGCAUGCUUCAGGACGACAUGGCCACGUACUGCGUCGCCAUCAAGGAGUCGACCCUCAACGGCAACCCCGCCUUCGGCAUCGCCUUUGUCGAUGCCGCCACGGGCCAGUUCUUCCUAUCGCAGUUCGAGGACGACGUCGACCUGACGAGGCUCGAGACCUUUGUGGCCCAGACCUGCCCGCGAGAGCUGCUCCUUGAGAAGGCGCGCUUGUCGACCAAGGCCCUGCGUAUCCUCAAGAACAACACGACCCCGACCACCAUCUGGAACUAUCUCAAGCCCGGGGCCGAGUUCCCCGAGCCCGACGCCGCCGUCCGCGACCUCGACAGCAGUGGCUACUUUUCCAAGGCCGCCGAAGGGGAGGCUGGCGAUGCGGACCAGGAGGAGGCAUGGCCCGAGGCGCUCGAAAAGUCGCGCGACAAGAGCCUGCUGAUAUCGGCCGUGGGCGCCCUCGUGCACUACCUGCGUGUGCUGAAGCUCGAGCGCAGCCUCUUGUCCCAGGGCAGCUUCGAGUGGUACAGCCCCAUCCACCGCAACGGCACGCUCAUCCUGGACGGCCAGUCCCUCAUCAACCUCGAAAUCUUCUCCAACAGCGUCAACGGCGGGCCCGAGGGCACGCUCUUCAGCCUCCUCAACCGCUGCAUCACGCCCUUUGGCAAGCGGCUUUUCCGCCAGUGGGUCUGCCACCCGCUGUGCAACACCCAGAAAAUCAACGAGCGCCUCGACGCCGUCGACAUGCUCAACGCCGACCGCAGCAUCCGCGAGCAGUUCUCGUCGCUGAUGAGUAAGAUGCCCGACCUCGAGAGGCUGAUCUCGCGGAUCCACGCCGGCGUCUGCAAGGCCGAGGACUUUGUGCGCGUGCUCGAGGGCUUCGAGCAGAUCGACUACGCCAUGUCCAUGCUGUCGGCCUUUGGCGGAGGCAACGGCCUGGUCGACCGGCUGAUCGGGUCCAUGCCCGAUCUCAAGGAGCCCCUGGGGUUCUGGAAGGGCGCCUUUGACCGCAAGAAGGUCCGGGACCAGAAGCUCCUGGUCCCAGAAAAGGGCAUCGAGGAGGACUUUGACGAGAGUGCCGCCAACAUCGCCCGCAUCAAGCGCGAGCUCCACGCGCUCCUCGACAGGCAAAAGGCGGCGCUCAAGUGCAAGACGCUCAAGUUCACCGACGUGGGCAAGGAGAUCUACCAGGUCGAGGCGCCCAAGGCGACCAAGGUGCCCAAGGACUGGAGGCAGAUGUCGGCCACCAGCAGCGUCAAGCGGUACUACUUUGGCGAGCUCGACGAGCUCGUGCGCGAGCUGCAGGAGGCCGAGGAGACGCACUCGCAGAUCGUCAAGGACGUGGCCGCCCGCUUCUUCAAGCGCUUCGACGUCGACUACGAGGUCUGGAUCCAGGCCAUCCGCAUCAUCUCGCAGCUCGACUGCCUCAUCUGCCUGGCCAAGGCGUCGUCGUCGCUGGGCGACCCCAGCUGCAGGCCCGUCUUUGUCGACGACGAGCGGAGCGUGCUCGAGUUCGGGGAGCUGCGCCACCCCUGCAUGCUCAACACGGUCGACGACUUCAUCCCCAACGACAUCAAGCUAGGUGGCGACGAGCCCAACAUCAACCUCCUGACGGGCGCCAACGCUGCCGGCAAGUCGACGGUACUGCGCAUGUCGUGCAUCGCCGUCAUCAUGGCCCAGAUCGGCUGCUAUGUGCCGGCGAGGUCGGCGCGCCUCACGCCCGUGGACCGCAUCAUGUCUCGGCUCGGGGCCAACGACAACAUCUUUGCGGCGCAGUCGACCUUCUUUGUCGAGCUGUCCGAGACCAAGAAGAUCCUUUCGGAAGCGACGCCGCGCUCGCUGGUGAUUCUGGACGAGCUCGGGCGCGGUACGUCGUCGUACGACGGCGUGGCGGUGGCGCAGGCGGUGCUGCACCACGUGGCCAGCCACAUCGGGUGCGUGGGCUUCUUCGCGACGCACUACCACUCGCUGGCGACCGAGUUCGAGGGCCACCCCGAGAUCCGGGCGCGGCGCAUGCAGAUCCAGGUGGACGAGGGCCGCCGCCGCGUCACGUUCCUGUACCGGCUCGAGGACGGUGUGGCCGAGGGCUCGUUUGGCAUGCACUGCGCCGCCAUGUGCGGCAUCAGCGGCCGCGUCAUCGAGCGCGCCGAGGUGGCCGCCCGCGAGUGGGAGCACACGAGCCGCCUCAAGGAGAGCCUCGACCGCGCCCGCACCGGCUGCUACAUCCCGCUCGGCGUCCUUAGCGACGUCGCCGGCCUGCUGCGCGACGACGACGAGGCCGAGUCGAGGGUCACGGAGCGGGGGGUGGACGUCCUGCUGCGGGCCAUCGCCUCCCUGUAAGGUGGGUACCUACCUACUACCAAUACAUGUGUGAUGACGACUAUACUAUGUGUGAUGGGUAUAUAGCCACCCACCCACUUAAAAGUGGCACCCUAACUCGCGACAAGGGAUCAGCUCAAUUGACGUGCACAAGUUUGAACAGUUUUCCGUCGGGUUGCAGGAAGUACCUUUUUAAGCAGGGGAUGGGUGCCCUGGCUUUCUUAGGCUGUAUUGGGUAAGGCGCGGCCACAGCGGGCUUGGCGAUUGACUGGGGGGUGUGUGGUUUCUUUGGGAGGGAAAGAUGAAUGGCUGGACCAGGCAAUGCCUGCUGCGGGCCGCGGGCCCCGUCGACGAUCAGCUGGCCGGCCUGUGAAACCUCAAGGUGGCACAAGGGGGGGACCAAAGGGGGCGCCGCAACCGCACCUAUCGCUCUCUCAAUGGGCCUUGACAUAUUUUUUGUUUUCUUCCUUCUUUCUUCUUUGCUGACGCGAGGGAUGGUUUUGCUCUUGUCCGGAUCUUGUGAAACAUGGGGGAGGUGAUGGCAGGCAGGGGUUCAGGGGGUUAUGUACGGACUUGGGCUGCUUCUUUUCUCUCCUUCGUCCCGUUUGUAGGUACAGCUGUACCUUUGCUUGCUUUGCCUAGUCCGUCUAAUCUGUACUUUGCUAAUUUAAUCAAAUAAUACCUACCAACACGUAUCCGUAGCCAGCCAGCCAGCCAGUCGG